AUGGUCGUCUCGCUCGCCUCGACCGGCGGGGCAGCCAAGAUCUACUGCGUCAAUGGCGGAGGCAUGACUUCGAAGAACGCGGCGGCGUGGCUCGAGGCAAAGUUGACGGACCGCAACAAGCGGCGCAAGAGGGGCGGCCAGGGAGGGACGGGCGGAGAAGGGGAGAUCAGGCUCAUUCAGGACUUUGAUUUCCCCGAGGCGUCGAACAAGAUCAAGACGACUCGCGACGGAAAGUACUUGAUGGCGACAGGGACGUACAAGCCUCGGAUGAAGGUCUUUGACCUCGAGGAGCUGAGUAUGAAGAUGGAGCGCGUGACUGACAGCGAGAACGUCGACUUCUGCAUCCUCUCCUCCGACUGGACCAAGACUCUCCACCUUCAAUCCGACCGCUCUCUCGACCUCCACACCCAGUCCGCCUCGCACUACAGCGUCCGCAUGCCCCGACAAGGCCGGACACUCGCCUACCACUUCCCUACUUGCGACGCGCUCGUUGGCGGAACUGGCUCGCAGGUGUGGCGGCUGAACCUUGAAGUUGGACGGUUCAUGAAGCCGUUUGGUAUGGAAGGAGCGGGAGAGUAUGAUGGCGGUGAGGGAGGCGGAGUUGGCGGCGGGAUGGGCGCACCAGGAGACUUCGUCACCGGCGUCAACGCGAUCGAUAUCAACCCAGCGCACCAGCUCAUGUGCUUCGGUACCGACACGGCGCUCGGGCGGGGAACAGUCGAGUUGUGGGACCCGCGGAGUCGAUCUCGAGCCGGUAUCCUGCGGUUGCCGUACAACUCGCUUCUCGCUUCGAGCAUGUCGAGCGCGAGUCUCAAGCACCCGCGGUUACCGGGCGUCGACGAUGAUGGCGCACUUGGCGGAGUGGCGGUAACGGCGUUGUCGAACAAGUCGGACGGGCUGAACCUCGCGGUCGGCACAUCGACUGGCCAUGUCUUGCUGUACGACUUGCGUGCGAGCAAGCCGUACACGACGAAGGACCAGGGAUACGGUCUGCCGGUGAAGAAGGUCGAGUGGGUGGAGAGUGCGCCUGCGACGAGCAGCGAUGCGGAGCGGGAAGGAGGAUGGGUCGCGAGUGCGGACGAGAAGGUGGUCAAGAUUUGGGGCAAGGAGACGGGGACGAACCUCGUCGCCAUCAACCCGCCGAUGCCGGUCAACGACCUCCAUAUCUACCCCGGCACCGGCCUCGUCUUCCUCGCCAACGAGACCUCCCCCAUGACGGGCUACUACGUCCCGCAGCUCGGCCCGGCGCCCAAGUGGGCUCGCUUCCUCGACAACAUGACGGAAGAGAUGGAAGACGACCAGGAGACGCUCGUCUACGACGACUACAAGUUUGUCGACCGGCAAGAACUCGACGACCUCAACCUCACCCACCUCAUCGGCACCGACACGCUCAAGCCGUACAUGCACGGAUACUUCGUCGACCUCCGACUGUACACCAAGGCUCGCGCGAUCGCCAACCCAUUCCAGUACGCCGAGCACCGCGACAAGCUCAUCCGCGACAAGCUCGCCGCCGAGCAAGAGUCGCGCAUCCGCGGCGCGAAGAAGGCUGCCGGUGCAGCUGUCGCCGGCGUCAAGGUCAACAAGCAGCUUGCGCGGAGGGCGCGCGAGGCGGAGGAGAAGCUGCGGAAGCGCGAGGUGGGCGAGGAGGACGAGGAGGACGAGGACGGCCGCAGGAAGCGCAAGAAGAAGGUCCAGGCCGAGACGCCCAGCUUGCUCAAGGACGCUCGGUUCGCCGACCUCUUCACGAAUCCCGACUUCGAGAUCGACGAGGCGUCGCGCGAGUUCCAGCUGCUCAACCCGUCGACCAAGCCGAACCAGCGACGGGAGGACGACGACGACGAGGAAGACGACGGGGACUCGGACGACGGCUUCGUCUCGCAGGACGAGAGCGACGUGGAGGACGCAUCCAACUCGGACAGCAGUGCAGACGGCGACCUCGGCUUCGACUACCAGCGACGACCCAUCGAGCCUCCUCAGCGAUCGUCCAAGCCUUCGCCCGCACGACCCGCAGCAGCAGCGCCCGCCAAGCCCGCUCUCCCGCGUCCAACGCUCGUCGCCGCCGACGAUUCGGACGACGAGACUCUCUCGGCCGCUCGUUCGCGCCCACUCGCCGCUCUCGACCGAGCUUCACAGACGCUUGCCCAGCGCGCGCGACAAGCAGCCGAGUCGGGCUCGUCGAAGCGAUCGAGGCGAGCGGCGGACGAGGCGGACUCGUCGGCCGCUGCCGACGGGGACGACAUCAUUCGCGGCACGCCGGGGGGAGGGAUGGAGAUGUCUUUCGUGCCGCAACCCAAAUCGGCUGCCGAGGUUGCCGAGAAGAAGAAGGCGCAGAAGGACAAGCGCGAGAAGGACAAGUCUGACAAGGCCAAGUUUGGGAUGGGCCUCGAGAGGAGCCGUGGUGGACCGCAGGAGGACGAGCAGCAGCGGCGACUCGAGGACGAGGAGGACAGCGGGCGGAAACGGAUGCGCAAGCCGGCGCGGUCUGCGUCGCGGAACAAGACGCGCUUCCUGUAG
Molecule: messenger RNA, 2514 nt
Organism: Rhodotorula toruloides NP11
Lineage: Eukaryota; Fungi; Basidiomycota; Microbotryomycetes; Sporidiobolales; Sporidiobolaceae
Product: rRNA processing protein Enp2
Exons: 4
Coding region: 1-2514 (837 amino acids)
Biological process (GO): maturation of SSU-rRNA from tricistronic rRNA transcript (SSU-rRNA, 5.8S rRNA, LSU-rRNA)
Cellular component (GO): 90S preribosome; small-subunit processome; nucleolus
Molecular function (GO): protein binding
Source: RefSeq, a predicted model, not a curated record